GAAGGAGGAAACAAUACGUCACUAACAGAGCUGCAGUGAGAGGCGGAGCAAUAGUGGAAAAACAGACAAAUUUAAACUAAGUUCAUCAGGUCUUUCUCAUCUACAGCAGAAACACUGUGUGUAGAUAUGGCUGCUGCCACUAGUCUGCUGUCUGAAGAUCAGUUUCUGUGCCCCAUCUGUCUGGAUGUGUUCACUGAUCCAGUCAGUGCACCAUGUGGACACAACUUCUGCAAAAACUGCAUCACUGAACACUGGAAUAUUGCUGUCCAAUGCCAGUGUCCCGUCUGUAAAACGCUUUUCUACACAAAACCUGAGCUGCAGGUCAACAUUUUCAUCUCUGAGAUGGUUGAUCGGUUCAGACAGUCAGCUCAACAGAGAGCCAGCAGCAGCAGAUCAGAGCAACAAGCUGCCAAACCAGGAGAAGUUCCCUGUGACGUCUGUACUGGAACCAAACUGCAGGCUGUGAAGUCCUGUCUGGUGUGUCUUGUGUGCUAUUGUGAGAUUCACCUGGAGCCUCAUCUGACAGCGUCAGGAUUGAAAAGACAUGCACUGAUUGAUCCUGUGGAGAACCUGGAAGGAAGAAUGUGUAUGAAGCAUGAUAAACUGCUGGAGUUGUUCUGCAAGGAUGAUCAGACAUGUGUCUGUAUGCUCUGCACUAUUUUAGACCAUAAAGCACAUGAAGUUGUUCCUCUGAAAGAGGAAUAUGAAGAAAAGAAGGCCGAGCUGGAGAAGACAGAGACUGAGAUUCAACAGAUGAUCCAGAAGAGACGACUGAAGAUUCAAGAGAUCAAACAAUCCGUCAAGCUCAGCAAGGAAAAUGCAGACAAAGAGAUAGCAGAAGAUGUUCAGGCCUUUACCAAACUGAAGGAGUCAGUUGAGAAAUACCAGGCCAGAGUCAUCACAAUGAUUGAAGAGAAGCAGAAAAGGACAGAGAAACAGGCUGAAGGAUUCAUCAAAGAGCUGGAGCAGGAAAUCUCUGAGCUGAAGAAGAGAAGUUCUGAGCUGGAGAAGCUCUCACACUCUGAAGACCACUUCAACCUCCUCCAAAGCUUCCUGUCCCUGAACGCUGCUCCACCCACCAAAGACUGGACAGAUGUCAAAGUCUGUCUGCCGUCAUAUGAUGGGACUGUGAAGACAGUUGUGGCUCAACUGGUGAAGAGACUGAAGAAAAUGUUCACAUACGGUGAGCUGAUGUGGGUAAAGCAGUAUGCAGUGGAUGUGACACUUGAUCCUGAUACAGCACAUCCCAAACUCAUCCUGUCUGAUGAUGGGAAACAAGUCCAUCAUGAUGAUGCAGAGAAGAAUCUCCCAGACAAACCAGAGAGAUUUUCUAGGGGUCUCUGUGUCUUAGGGAAGCAGAUUGUUUCUUCUGGAAAAAUUUACUUUGAGGUUCAAGUUAAAGAGAAGAUGCGCUGGGAUCUAGGAGUUGCCAGAGAAUCGAUCAACAGGAAGGGGCUAUUCAGGAUCAGCUGUAAGAAUGGUUACUGGACUGUGAGUUUAAGGAUUGAAAAGUACUUUGCUUUUGCUGAGACUCCAGUUCGUCUCUCUCUGAAGUCAAAGCCUCAGAAGGUUGGGGUGUUUGUGGAUUAUGAUGAGGGUCUGGUCUCCUUUUAUGAUGUCAAUGCUUCAGCUCUUAUCUACUCGUAUACCGGCUGCUCCUUCAAUGAGAAACUCCUCCCAUUCUUCUGUCCUGGUCUUAAUCAGGGCGGUAACAACUCCACCCCUCUGAUCAUCUCCCCUGUCCACCACACUGAGUAG
Thunnus maccoyii (southern bluefin tuna) is the source of this 1758-nucleotide messenger RNA. Its product is annotated as E3 ubiquitin-protein ligase TRIM21-like. The record is from RefSeq and is a predicted model, not a curated record. The transcript is spliced from 3 exons. NCBI's taxonomy places the organism in Eukaryota, Metazoa, Chordata, Actinopteri, Scombriformes, Scombridae. The coding region runs from base 127 to 1758 and encodes 543 amino acids. Gene Ontology annotation, molecular function: zinc ion binding; protein binding.